Molecule: messenger RNA, 2000 nt
Organism: Chenopodium quinoa (quinoa)
Lineage: Eukaryota; Viridiplantae; Streptophyta; Magnoliopsida; Caryophyllales; Amaranthaceae
Product: ammonium transporter 1 member 1-like
Exons: 2
Coding region: 260-1777 (505 amino acids)
Biological process (GO): ammonium homeostasis; ammonium transmembrane transport
Cellular component (GO): membrane
Molecular function (GO): ammonium channel activity
Source: RefSeq, a predicted model, not a curated record
UAAAGAUUUGUUUUUCCUCUUUGUUAAUUUAAUUCUUGUGCUCCGCAAGUAUUUCAGGUGCCGUUAUAGGGAGGGACACAACUGAACACAACAACACACAUAGACAUAGUCAUUUUCCACUUCCAUUGGUCCACUUUAUAUCACGUGAAUCUCUCCUUUCCUAUAAGAUAGGAUCUACCACCACCCAUUUACUCCCCACUCCCACUCCACCCAAUCUCAUUCCCUGCAACCACCAUCGCCGCCUCAACCACCACCUAUCAUGUCUUCUUCCACGGCACCAAUAGUCCCGUGUUCUACCACUGAGCUUGCCACCUUUUUCGGCCCCAACACCACAAACCCCUUCGCAGCAGCUGCCUACAUCUGCUCCCGCUUCACCUCCACCUCCACACAGUUUGCCUCCACAACCUACGCCUUGGACUCCACCUUCCUUCUCUUCUCUGCUUACCUCGUCUUCUCCAUGCAGGUUGGGUUCGCCAUGCUCUGCGCCGGCUCCGUCCGUGCUAAGAACACCAUGAACAUCAUGCUUACCAACGUCCUUGACGCUGCUGCUGGGGCUCUCUUCUACUAUCUCUUCGGAUUCGCUUUAGCUUUCGGCUCCCCUAGUAACCCCUUCAUCGGACGCCGGUUCUUCGCCCUCGAGUCUUUUCCCAACAGUGACGUUGAUUUCCCUUAUUUUCUUUAUCAAUGGUCGUUUGCUAUUGCAGCUGCUGGAAUCACUAGUGGGUCUAUAGCCGAGAGGACUCAGUUCGUGGCGUAUUUGAUAUACUCAUCGUUCUUAACAGGGUUCGUUUACCCGGUGGUUUCUCAUUGGUUUUGGUCAGAAGAUGGGUGGGCGAGUGCUAGUAACACUCAUCUACUGUUUGGGUCGGGUGUUAUUGAUUUUGCUGGCUCUGGUGUUGUUCAUAUGGUUGGCGGAAUUGCUGGAUUUUGGGGUGCCUUCAUUGAAGGUCCGAGGAUUGGAAGAUUUGACCACGAGGGUCGAUCUGUUGCAUUGAGGGGUCAUAGUGCCUCACUGGUGGUCUUAGGGACUUUUCUACUUUGGGUUGGGUGGUAUGGGUUCAACCCAGGUUCCUUUACUAAAAUUCUUGUAACUUAUGAUGGGUCACAAGCAUACUAUGGUCAAUGGAGCGCGAUUGGAAGGACCGCGGUCACUACUACAUUAGCGGGUUGCACAGCCGCCCUAACCACAUUGUUUGGUAAAAGAAUUCUUUCGGGUCAUUGGAACAUUACUGAUGUUUGCAAUGGUUUAUUGGGUGGGUUCGCAGCAAUCACAUCUGGAUGUGCUGUGGUUGAGCCAUGGGCUGCAAUAAUUUGUGGUUUUGUGGCGGCAGGGGUACUAAUGGGCUCGAACAAGUUAGCAGAGCUAUACAAAUAUGAUGACCCGUUGGAGGCAGCCCAACUACAUGGCGGGUGUGGGGCGUGGGGGGUCCUUUCUACGGCCCUUUUUGCAAGCAAGAAGUAUGUCGACGAGGUUUACCCGGUCUCGGGUAAAGUCGGUCGACCAUAUGGUUUGUUUAUGGGUGGGGGUGGUAGGCUUUUGGCAGCCCAUAUUGUUCAAAUCUUGUCUAUAAUCGGGUGGGUUAGCUUCACAAUGGGUCCCCUAUUUUUGGUCCUUCAAAAGCUCAAACUUCUACGAAUAUCACCCGAUGAUGAAAUGGAGGGUAUGGAUUUGACCCGGCAUGGUGGAUUCGCUUAUGCUUAUAAUGAUGAUGGGGAUUCUAACCAACGGGUAGGGAUCCAAUUAAGAAAAAUUGAUGGAUAUGGGUCAACUUCAUAAUCAUAUGCUUUUUAAAAGUGCUACUUGUAGCAUCAUAUCAAUUGAAAGUUGGUUUUCUUCGACAUUGUAAAAUCUUUUAGUCCCAAUUAAUUAAAAGUUGUAGAUUCAACAUAUAGAAAAGUUAACUAUUAUUCCCUUACAUUUAAUUUUGGAUUUAGAUAGGUAGAUCCUAAAUUUCAAUUACUUUUUAAAUUUUUUCUCUUUAUUGAUUAAUCUAUUUGUA